AUGGCCCAGCACAUCAUCAAGCCGAGUCUUGAAAUGCAGUCCUGGAGGAUGCCAGUUCCAGUCCCAGCUGCAGACAGACGGCAGAGAGCCUCAGCAGCCUUUUCUCUCAGUUUUCUCUCUUUAGUCUUCUCUAUUACAGCAUUCAGCAGCAGUUACUGGUGUGAAGGGACAAGGAAAGUCGCCAAACCUUUCUGUACAGGACAGAGCAGAGGAGAUCACUGCAUCCGCUUCAACAGCCCAGAGGACAACAGCAGCAACGCUGUGCAGUACAUAUGGGAGACGGGACAUGACAAGUUUGUCAAUCAAAAGUUUCAUGCUGGGAUUUGGUAUUCCUGUGAAGAAAUUAUAAAUGAAGAAGGUGAGAAAUGUAGAAGCUUCAUCAGUCUGACUCCAGCUGCUGAUCAAGGAGUUUUAUGGCUGUCUAUUGUAGCAGAGCUGCUGCACAUCAUUCUGCUUCUGACUGGAGCCAUUCUUAUGUCAGUGGAAAUAUGCUACUACAGCUCUUCCAUGGAUGGGCUAAAGAUCAAUGCUUUUUCUGCAGUGGUCACCGUGUUAGCAGGUCUUCUGGGCAUGGUUGCUCACAUGAUGUACACAACUGUAUUUCAAAUGACUGUAAAUCUGGGUCCUGAAGAUUGGAGACCUAACACUUGGGAUUAUAGCUGGUCCUAUUGCCUGGCAUGGGCCUCCUUCGCUUGCUGUAUGGCUGCAGCUGUCACCACUAUUAACAAAUAUACAAAAACUGUCAUGGAAUUCAAACACAAAAGAAAAAUGCUGGGAAGGAGUUUAAAGAUUAACUACAAGUUUCCUGAUCCCACAGCUCCAGAGAAAGCUUGCAAUGUGUAUGUGAACUCCUUUCUCAACAGUACAGAGGACCCUGCACACCAAAUAAAAGGCUUGCGUCACCUGACCACGAUUUCAGUCCUGUAAAUCAGAAUCAUAUCUCAAGGCAUCCUGUAAAUCAUCAUAGUAGAUCAGAAUGAAACAGUAUUAAUUAAUAAAAAUGUAUAUUUGUGUAGAGCU
This is a messenger RNA of Apus apus (common swift), 1020 nucleotides long. It is a transcript of the gene GSG1L2, whose product is annotated as GSG1 like 2. The transcript is spliced from 6 exons. The coding region runs from base 1 to 927 and encodes 308 amino acids. The record is from RefSeq and is a predicted model, not a curated record. Lineage: Eukaryota; Metazoa; Chordata; Aves; Apodiformes; Apodidae. Gene Ontology annotation, cellular component: plasma membrane.